Messenger RNA from Polyodon spathula (Mississippi paddlefish), 3180 nucleotides. Its product is annotated as cadherin-like protein 26. Gene Ontology annotation, biological process: cell morphogenesis; multicellular organism development; adherens junction organization. Gene Ontology annotation, molecular function: cadherin binding; calcium ion binding. The transcript has 16 exons. The coding region runs from base 188 to 2602 and encodes 804 amino acids. Lineage: Eukaryota; Metazoa; Chordata; Actinopteri; Acipenseriformes; Polyodontidae. The record is from RefSeq and is a predicted model, not a curated record. Gene Ontology annotation, cellular component: catenin complex; plasma membrane; adherens junction.
AAAUGCUCAGGUUCAUGAUUCCACUGUACAAUUCCUGGCUCAGGUUGCAUUGAUGAAACAGUGCCAACUUAAACCUGUCCUUUUAGUCACCUCACAACGAGAUAUAAAGGCUGAACCUGGGGUUUGGAUUAUUUGAAGUUCGAAUGAACAAGUUGACUUCUCAAAGCACUGAUCUGAAUUUCAGAAAAUGAAGACUGUUUUCAGGAUCUUUAUACUAGCGGCAUUCCACUUGGAUAUGUUUCGGGCACACAGAAAUGGGACUUCACAGCUGUUACAUCGGCACAAAAGAUCAUGGGUCAUAGAGAUAUAUGCGAUUGAAGAAGAGAUAACAACUCCUUUUUCCCUUGGCAUAGUACCGGUUAAUAAUAGCGCAGACACUAAGGUGGAAUUCCAAAUUUCAGGUAUGGGAGUCGAUAAAGAACCUAGAGGUGUCCUGAGAAUAAAUAGACACACUGGGGAACUCCAUGUUUUAAAGAAAGUGGAUCGUGAAAAGCACCAAACUAUAGAACUUAAAUUUACUGCAUUGGAGGUAUCUUCAAGGACUUUGUUUACUCAACUUGGUAUUGAUAUCGAGAUUUUAGACAUCAAUGACAAUGCACCCACUUUUAAGGCUAAAAACUACAGCGCAACCGUUAAAGAAGGAAGCACUCAAGGUGAACAAUUAGUUCUGGUUAAAGCUGAGGAUUUGGAUAAACCAGGCACAGUCAAUUCAACGUUUACUCUCAGAAUUGUUUCUCAGACUCCUAACACAGAUAAUGCCCAGUUUUUCAUUGAUGAAAGCGGUGUAAUUUCGUUCAGGGGUUGCAUCGAUUAUGAGAAAGCCGCGAAAUAUGAACUCAUAGUUGAAGCAAAGGAUAAAGGUGACAAAAUACAGUUGUCAAGUUCCACUACAGUUGUUAUUACUGUCGAAGACCAGAACAACAAUAGGCCAGUCCUGGAAGGUACUAAGUUGGUGGCGAAUGUGAAGGAGCGGGACUCAAAUGUGACUCUCCUCAGAAUAAAGGUAUCAGACAGAGACAAGCCUCACACUCCUGGCUGGAAAGCAAAAUACACGAUUGUAAGUGGGAACGAGAACAAAAACUACAAGAUUCUCACUGACCCAGAUACCAAUGAUGGAGUCCUGACCCUUGUGAAGUCUCUGGACUACGAAGAUGGCCAGAAGAGGACUCUUUCCGUCAUGGUGAAGAAUGAGAUUCCAUAUUUCACCUGCACAGUGAAGAAGGUUGUAGCUGAUGGCCUGUGGGAGCUUGAAAAAACCAGUGAUGAGGGAAGCCAAGGUCCAGCAGCAGAGACAAAGACCAUAACCAUCAUUGUGGAAGACAUCAACGACCCCCCAGAGUUCAUUCCUCCUUUCGGAACUGCUUAUGUUCAAGAGAACAGUGCAGUUGGAAUCAAAUUGAAGACUUUUACAGCCUUUGACAGGGAUGCCAGCUUGUCAAACAUGUUUCGGUACUCAGUGGGAGAUGACCCAGCAGGGUGGGUUUCUAUUGACCAAACUGGCACUGUCACUAACAAGCAAAAAGUGGACAGAGAAUCCCCUUAUGUGAAAAACAAUACUUACACAGUAACUCUUCUUGCAAUUGAUAAUGGGGUCCCGCCCUUGACUGGAACAGCAACUUUGGUCAUCUACAUCACUGAUGUAAAUGACAACACCCCCUAUUUGCUCACCACCGACAUUGAGAUGUGUGUAGGCGAGACUUCUUCAGCAAACUUAAUUGCUGAGGACAAGGAUGAAGAACUCUACUCCGGACCAUUCUUCUUUCAGCUGCUAGAAAAGGAAAGCCUGAAAGGGAAGUGGAAACUGGAGUCCACCCUGGGUUAUACGGUCAGACUCAUCAAAGACAAAGACGUUUACAGUGGAGUUUACGUUUUGCAUUUUAAAAUUCAGGACAAACAAGGUGAAUCGUCUGAGCAAAACCUGACAGUGACUGUGUGUGAAUGCACUGCAAUGUCCAAAUGCAACCCACUGGCUAGUAACAGCUUGGGUGGAAGAACCAUUGGAGUCAUGCUGGCAGCUCUGCUUCUAAUGCUGGGUAUUUUGCUGUUAGCAAUAGUUGGUGACAAAUCAGUUUUCACCCAAAUUGAUGGUGGUGAUUGUUCCUUGUGGAAAUCCAAUACAGAGCAAUUGGGCUCUGAUUGCCAGGUUGCCACUAAUGGAUCCCAAAAACGCAUUUACUACAACUCAGGGCAAGGUCAGAUGGCGAUAAAGGGCAAAAAGAUCAAUUGGAUUUAUAAAGACCAAAAUGAACUUUGGGUAGAGACAGAGAAUGACGUUAACUGUUGGAAUGAAUCUACUAUGGACCAAACAUGUUCAUUAACAAACAACCAAUAUGACAGUAUGGCUCAGAGAAUUGUGUUUUUGAUAAGCAAGAGAGUUGAUUCAUUACACUCUGGUCAAGAUGACCUCCUUAAGUAUAAUCCUCACCCGUAUGCCGAUGAAGGAGAAGAACCUGAAAUGCUGCAUCUUGAUGCCAUUUCCAUUCCUGACAGCAAGUUUUCGUCUGAUCAGCUGCUAGACCUGGGGCCCAAGUUUAAAACCCUGGCAAGCAUUUGCAACCGUCAAGCUGAGUCCAAGUACAAUAUUUCAGUGACUAACAAAUAGGUACUUGCUAAAGGAAAAACAUUAGACUGCAGGGCCUGAUCAUUGCUGUAGAGAAGCCAAGUCUGAAUGAACUGCGAUUAUAAAAAUAACUACUGAAGAAUAAACAGCGGGAUAUUAAAGCAAUGGAUUUAGGGUAAAGGGAAUCUAAAUGUUUUGAAGUCAUGAUGAAUUAAAAGGGCUGGAUUAAAAAUUGAUGGAUGUUGUUGAUUGAUUCACCUUACUUAUUGAAUUAAUAAAUACACUUCACACCCACUCAGAAGGGUUCAGUAGUACAAGCACUUGGUGUUGCCUCAACAAAGACAUUUAACUUUGAAACCUUCAUGUGAUACGUUUCUUUGUACCAUGUAAACGUAUAACAGUAAGAAGCUAGGUAAAGUACACAAGGUUUGGGCUAGUGCUGCCUUCAGCGUAUUUGGCAGUUAAGUUCUUAAUCAUUGACGAGGGGACAUGUCAAGACAUUUGUCGCUUAUAGUUUUAACUGUUGAUUCAGUGUAUUUUGGAGUUAUGAUGAUCUUCUUAGUAAUCAAUAGAGAACCUUUUAUUUAAAGGUUAUUUUUUUGUAAAUAUUUUUGUAGGUG